Molecule: messenger RNA, 2579 nt
Organism: Pollicipes pollicipes
Lineage: Eukaryota; Metazoa; Arthropoda; Thecostraca; Pollicipedomorpha; Pollicipedidae
Product: mRNA-capping enzyme
Exons: 13
Coding region: 294-2102 (602 amino acids)
Biological process (GO): 7-methylguanosine mRNA capping; protein dephosphorylation
Molecular function (GO): mRNA guanylyltransferase activity; ATP binding; mRNA 5'-triphosphate monophosphatase activity
Source: RefSeq, a predicted model, not a curated record
GCGUCCUGGAAGCGUCAGAAUUUGCAACAGCGCGGCUGGUUGUUCGUUGUGGUGCAACAUGUGUGUUGAGUGGGGUCGCGUCGGUGGAAAAUUGGGGUUGGGAUUGGUUAGCAAUGCGUGAUUUGACGUGAAUAAGCGUCGAGAAUAGAUGACAUCUGGUGGGUCAGUCUAAACAAAUCUCAGCACUGGUUUUCUUCGACCGGUUUUACUUUCACCAGCUUCGUGUGCAUUUCCUUUUUAGCAUAGGGUAUUUGUCAUCGCACUGACAGCUUGAGAAGCCCUGCAAGGGCACCAUGAACGGCGCUGGCGGCGGCCCCUCGUCGGCGCGCGGCCCGGGCCCCGUGCCGCCGCGCUGGCUCCAGUGCCCGCGCAAGGCGCUCACCGUCGUCGACGACAAGUUCCUGGCGUUCAAGACGCCGCUCUCGGCCUCGUUCGACGGCCAGGUGCCGGUCGAGUGUCGCUUCACGCCUGGCAUGCUGGUGGCCUCACUCAAACAGUACAAGGUAAAGCUGGGGCUCUGGAUUGACCUGACCAACACGAGUCGCUUCUACCCGCGCGACGAGGUCGAGGCGUUCGGCUGCAAGUACGUGAAGCUGCAGUGCCGCGGCCACGGCGAGACGCCGUCGCCGGAGCAGACGCGGCUCUUCAUCGAGGUCUGCUCGCACUUCAUCGCCAAAAACCCGCUGGAGAUCAUAGGGAUCCACUGCACACACGGCUUCAACCGGACCGGCUUCCUCAUCUCGUCGUACCUGGUAGAGAAGUGUGACUGGAGCGUCGAUGCGGCCAUCGAUGCCUUCGCUCGUGCUAGGCCGCCGGGGAUCUACAAGAAGGACUACAUAGACGAGCUGUUCCGGCGGUACGGGGACGUGGAGGACGCACUGGACGCGCCGGAGCUGCCCGACUGGUGCUACGAGGAGGCCAACAACGGGGUUGACGACGACGGACACCCGUUGCCGUCGGAUGCGGACGAGGCGGCGCCCGGCGGCGGCGGCGGUGGCGGUGGCGGUGGCCGCCGGCGGGAGCGCGUCAAGAAGAACCCCCAGUUCAUGGAGGGCGUGCCGGGCGUGCGCUCCAUCACCUCGCAGCCGCGGCUGGGCCAGAUCCAGAAGCGCAUCCAGCAGAUGUGCGGCUGGCAGGAUAGCGGCUUCCCCGGCUGCCAGCCGGUUUCCAUGGACCGCGACAACAUCCUGUUCCUGCAGGACAUGCCUUACAAGGUUUCCUGGAAGGCGGACGGCACCAGGUACAUGAUGCUGAUCGACGGAGAGGACCAGACCUACUUCGCCGACCGAGACAACUCGAUAUUCAGGGUCAGCGGUCUCACCUUCCCCUACCGGAAAAAUCUCAGCGAGCAUCUCUCCGACACACUCCUGGACGGGGAGAUGGUAAUCGACCGCAUCAACGGCGAGGACCACCCGCGGUUCCUGGUGUACGACGUCAUCCGGUUCCGCGGCGAGGAGGUGGGCAAGACCCGCUUCGACACGCGCCUCACCUGCAUACGGAAGGAGAUCAUCGACGCGCGCCACACGGCGGCCGAGGCGGGCCGGCUGGCCAAGGGCAGCGAACCGUUCUCAGUGCGCGCCAAGGACUUCUGGGACCUCUCUCACACGCACAGCCUGCUGAGCGACAAGUUCUGCCGGUCACUGGGCCACGAGCCCGACGGACUCAUCUUCCAGCCGCUCAACGACCCGUACGUGCCCGGCCGCUGUGACAUGGUGCUCAAGUGGAAGCCCGCCUCGCAGAACUCGGUCGACUUCAAGUUGAAGAUCGUGAACGAGGGCGGCGAGGGGAUGCUGCCCAGAAAGGUGGGCAUGCUGUACGUGGGCUCGCUGCAGUCUCCGUUCGGCAAGAUCAAGGUGACCAAGGAGCUGCGCGAGCUGAACGGCAAGAUCAUCGAGUGCACCUACGAGAAGAACCAGUGGGUGUUCAUGCGCGAGCGGACAGACAAGAGCUUUCCCAACGGCUUCGAGACGGCCAAAUCCGUCUGCAACACGAUCCAGCACCCGGUGACGCGCGAGAUGCUGCUCUCCUUCAUCCGCGACCAGGCCAAGCGGCGGCCGGACCACGACCUGAUGCCGCCGCCAGCCGCCAAGCGACAGCGGUGAGCGCGGCCGGCACCGGCGUCCGGCGGCGGCGGCGGCGCGGCCGGACCCGCGCUGACUCGCCCCUGGGACGCGCGCGAACCGCCGUCGGAGCGCGGCGAGACGCGUGUAAUGACGGCCGAGGGGCGACUGGCGCCGGGCGGUCCGCGAGAGCCGCGCGACACCAAGUCCCGUAACGUCGGUGAUUUCGGUGACGCCGCUUGGGGACGCGCGUCACCGGUCACCGCAUUGUCACGCGCGGCGCCAUGUGUCGUUGACUAUCGGCUGUCGUGCCGGUCGCCCUUGAGGUCCGGCUCGCGCCGCGUGACCCGGCCGCCCGGUCGGGAGGCGGGGCGCCCGCGACCCAGCGGCCGAAGCUCCGGUCGCCGCCACGCCGCGCCGCUGGUGUUUUAUUCGUGUUCUGGCGUUCGCCCUCGGCGCCGCGUCCCUGUUCGCGAGAGCACGGUGUCCAUUUCUUCUAUUUAUACAAUACAGAUUACG